This is a messenger RNA of Rhizopus microsporus ATCC 52813, 2468 nucleotides long. RefSeq names its product root hair defective 3 GTP-binding protein. Gene Ontology annotation, cellular component: endoplasmic reticulum. The record is from RefSeq and is a predicted model, not a curated record. The transcript has 12 exons. Gene Ontology annotation, biological process: endoplasmic reticulum membrane fusion. Lineage: Eukaryota; Fungi; Mucoromycota; Mucoromycetes; Mucorales; Rhizopodaceae. Gene Ontology annotation, molecular function: GTPase activity; GTP binding. The annotation marks the transcript as partial.
AAAUGGAAGCGAAACCAAACGAAGAACAAUCUGUUGAAAUAAAGGAAGUGGUUAGCUCUACUCCUACUGAAGAUUGGGAUUCUGAUGUUGCUGAAAUUCCUAGAUUACAAGUUAUUGACGAACAUCAGAAAUUCACUGAGCAGCUUCCUGAGUAUAUGGGAAAGUGGGGUUUAGCUGAUGCAGGUUUUAAAUAUGAUGUCGUAGCUGUGUUUGGUUCUCAAAGCACUGGCAAAAGUACCCUCUUGAACAAGCUGUUUGGCACCAGGUUUGCAGAAAUGAAUGAAAACCAACGACAGCAAACGACCAAGGGUAUCUGGCUGUCUCGUGGUCGAGGUAUGCACGUACUCGUGAUGGACGUCGAAGGCACGGACGGUCGUGAGCGUGGAGAAGAUCAAGACUUUGAACGUAAAUCGGCCUUAUUCUCUAUGGCCACAAGCGAAGUGAUCAUUCUCAACCUUUGGGAACACCAGGUCGGCCUCUAUCAAGGCGCUAAUAUGGGAUUGCUAAAGACCGUCUUUGAAGUCAACUUGCAGUUAUUCCAAAACCAAAGAGGUAAGGAAAAGACCCUCUUGUUUAUGGUUAUCCGUGACUUUGUUGGCGCAACACCUUUGGAAAACUUGGCAAGAACACUCCGUACUGACCUUGAAAAGAUCUGGGAAAGCUUGUCAAAGCAUUUGAUUAAUCCUGAGGGACUUGAAGACUGCAAGAUCACAGAUUACUUUGAUUUCAUGUUUACUGGCUUACCUCACAAGAUUUUAUUGCCUGAUAAGUUUGAUGAAGAAGUAGCCAAGCUUCGAAAGAGAUUCAAUGAUCCUAAUCAUCCUGAUUUCGUAUUCCGUCCUGAAUAUCACAAGCGAAUUCCUGCUGAUGGGUAUCACUUGUAUGCUUCAAGUAUCUGGGAUAAAAUUCUGACAAACAAAGAUCUUGAUUUGCCUACACAACAAGAGUUAUUGGCUCAGUACAGAUGUGAUGAGAUUGCUAAUGCUGCAUUUGUAGUAUUCCAAGAAGGCACUGCACUCUUCAAAUCACCUAUUCUUGAAAAGGGUGAGAUUAUGGAUGAUUUGGGAGAGAGAAUGAAGAAACUUCAACAGGAAGCGCUACAAUCGUUUGACAAGAGUGCUUCUCGUUAUAACCAAGGCGUGUAUCAGAAAAAGCGAGUUGAAAUGGUGACUAAACUGAAUACACAAUUGGGAGUUUACUUUGUGGGUCAAUUGAAAAACUUGCACAAGAAAGCGAUUCAUUUGUUUAAUGACAAACUUCAACAAGAGCUAAAGAAGCCCAAGUAUCAGUUUGCUGAGGUAGUUUCAUCAUGUUUGAAAGAAGCAACUGCAUUUUUUGAAAAUGGUGCCAAAGCCAUGGUCAUUGAAGGAACAGAUUGGUCCUAUGCCCAUGAAGAAGAAGCUUUGAAGGAAGAGUUUAAAGAAUUGGCUGCAAAAGCGCGUACAAAGGAAUUUACAAAGAUGAGCAAAGCACUUGAAAAGCAAAUAGAAACCGAGCUUACGGAUCCUGUCGCACUUGAACUCAACAGGCCUGGACCAGACAUGUGGACCAAGAUUAUCAGUAUCUAUAACGCCACAUUGGCUGAUGCUGAGAAAGUACUGGCCAAACAAGCAGAAAGCUUUGAUCUUUCAACUGAAGAAGCUCAAACAUCAGCUGCUAACCUGAAGAGACAAACUUGGUUGGUAUUAAGAAAAAAAAUAGACGAGGAAUUAGCUGAUAAUCUGCUACUGUUGAAGCUGAGAAACAGAUUUGAAGAAAAGUUUCGAUAUGAUGAAAAAGGUCUUCCAAAAGUAUGGAAACCAGAAGAUAAUAUCGAUGUUCAUUUUAAGAAAGCUAGAGACGAAACCUUGUCUUUGAUCAAAUUGUUCUCCAAGAUUGAUACAAGUUCAGAUGAUGAGUUUAAGAUUGAAUCAACUGAAGAGUUUGAUUUUGAACAGUCACUUAUUAUUCUUGGUGAAGGCAAGCAAAUUGAUAUAUCAAAUCGUUUCAAGAGAGAAUCCGAUGCAUUCUAUUUGGAAGCCAAACGAUCUGUAGUUGCCACUACAGCCAAGAUACCCACUUGGGCCGUUAUUGCCAUGAUAUUCCUCGGUUGGAAUGAAUUCAUGACAAUCUUGAAGAGCCCUAUCUACCUUGUGUUAUUCAUCUUGUGUGUAUCCGUUGGUUACGUUGUAUAUGCUCUCAACCUUUGGGGACCUUUAGAAAGAAUAUUGACAACUGUAUUCAAUGAAGCGACGAGUAUGGCCAAGAAUCGAAUUGCGGAAACAGUGCAUGCUUCAGGAAGUGGUCGGUCACAAUAUGAAAUGAAGGAUUUUAAAACAGAAUAAAAAAAGAACUGAUUACUCUAUAUAUUUGUGAUAUUUCAUCAUUAAGCGGGAAUAAAGAAACAGACAAGAAAAAAAAAUUUUUUUAAUGAUUAUUUUUCAUUUGAUUUUACAAUGUAUACAGAAAUGGUGGUGAUAUGGUUUUGC